ACAACAACAGCAGCAGCAGCAGCUCCAAACGAAGAAGAGUUACACUGGGAACAGAAGGAGAUGGAGGGGAACGAGAAGCACCACGGAGGCACUAAUUACAUUUUUAAAAGACAGGGUUGAUAAGUAGAAUCUAAUAACACAAUAAAAUGAUGUUACACGCUCCAGUACAGUAGGUGGCGGCAUGCACCUAGAGUUGGUUGCAAUCCGCCAAUAACCAAGAGAAGAAGAAGAAGAAGAAGUUCCCGGAAGUGCAGCUGCUUCGUCUAGUUUCUUCAGCGCCGUGUGGAUUCGAACAUACAUGGACAGACGUCGGUGAUACAAUGGAGACCAGCAGUCAUGCCACAGCCCAGGAUGAUGCUGGUGGUGACGGGGGACGAUUUCGGCUACUGUCCCCGGAGGAACCAGGGACUCGUGGACUGUUUCCAGGCGGGAGGCAUCACCAAUGUGUCACUGCUGGUUAACGGCGCUUCUGCAAAGGAGGCAGCUGAGCUGGCUCAAAGACACAACAUCCCCAUUGGCCUCCAUGCCAACCUGUCCGAGGGGGUUCCAGUGAGCCAGCAGGCCUCCACCCUGAUCAACCAGCGCGGUUUCUUCCAUGGGAAGAUGGGCUUCCGUCAGGCCCUGAAGGGAGGGCAGCUCAGCAUGGGACAGGUGGAGCUGGAGUUGAGGGCCCAGGUCCGACUCUUCAUCGAUCUGACCGGUCACCUGCCCCAACACAUGGACGGACACCAGCACAUCCAUGUGCUGCCAGAGGUACGUGAGGUGUUUGCGCAGGUGCUGUCCGAUUUCAGGAUUCCAUACACUCGUGUGCCGGUGGAGUCCGGUCUGCACAGCUGCCCCUGGCUGCCGGGGCACCUCCACAGGUUCUACGCGCAGGUGGAGAAGGACGCGCUGGACUCCAUCCCCGUCUUCUCACGCUAUGGAAUCAGGUGGCCAGAUGUGUACCUGGGUCUGACCACCAUGGGCCAGAACUUGUCCGUCCCCAACCUGCAGCGGGCCCUCGGCCACGCUCUGGCCGCAGGGCCUUCAGGCGCAGCCCCCAGCGGGGCGUCGGCCUCCGAUCGCCCCGUGGUCACAGCAGAGUUCAUGGUUCACCCGGGUUACCCCAGCCGCCCCCAGGAGGGGGGCUGUGGGGAGGGUCCUGAUGACUUCUCCCAGUCGGCUGACAGGCAGCAUGAGCUGAGCCUGCUGACAGACCCGUCGCUGCAGUCGCUCUACAGCCAGCAGCGAGUGCAGCUCUGUGCCUUCAAAGACCUCUGAGCACCGCCGACCGAGGAGCGCGACAACGUCCAAAGCUCUGUUCCAGUGGUUAAAAAUUAUUAUUAUUAUUAUAGUCCUAUAAUUAUGAUGAGUUUAACAUGAUUUGGGGCACACUAAAAAGGGACUGGUGAAUGUCUGACUACAAUACAUCAUCCAGCUUUUAGGUGGAGAUAAGAACAGUUGGACAUGAGAAGACACAGAGAGAUGUUCACUGUCACUGCCACACGAGGAGCUUUCUGUCGAGUCUGACAGAUGCUAUCACGAAGAAGAUGUCACUAUUUAUUGUACAGUAUAUAAACACAAUACAUUGUACAGAAGAGAACAGCUGAGAUACUAAGAUACUGCACAGAACACACAAACUCAGUGUGUUUGUGCGUGCCUGCCAAGUGGCCACCCUUGAUUGGACAGACCAGGGGUGGAUUGGGAUUCGUCCUUCCUGUGUCUUGUCCUUGACCUCAGUGGAAAACGUCACAAGGUCAAGGAAAGGUGUCAAGGAGGGUUCAUAGGUCUUAAGAAAAGCCGACAGCGCUGCUCAGAGAAUCCAACUCCACUUUCACUAAACUAUGUCGUCAUGUGACGGUGGAUGUUCCACAUGACACCGUGUGACAUCAGAUGUUAUGAAUCAUAUGUAACAGUAACUUACAUGAUGACUUGUGUUCCUUCUCAGUCAUAUUAUAUGCUUAUCUACUACUUCGGAUUUAAUUAUCACCUGUACAUGGCACGUCAAGUUAAAUAUGAAUUGUGGGGCAUCUAUAUCUCCUUACUUUCACAAAGGAAGGUCCAGUGUACCCUAUGCUAAAGGAAAUUGGAAAGGAAGCAUUGAAGCCCCUUUCCUAUGCAUUUAGGGAAUCUGAACCGAUCUUAUCAUGGUGCUGAGGAAACACUUCCGGAACAUUCCGCCACACUGUAUCUGUGCUUUAUCGUCUAUUUGACCCUAAAUGAGGCGAUGAUUUACAGAAUGAACAUCGUGUAUGGAAGAAGACUUGAAUCUUGCGAUUGAAGCAUAAACUCCUCAGGAACCUUUUGACUGAUGUUAUAAAUCAAGAGAGUUUUCUCAGAGAUUUCUAUAGAAACUGACUUCUUCUUACAUCCACUGAGUCGCCCUCUGCUGGUGAUUUCAGACACUCGUGCGACUACGUCCAGUUCUAUUUACAUAGAUUUAUUUUCUGAGGUUUGUGUGCGAUGAUGAACUUGACUGAGGCGGCGUUCACAGCCUCUGAGUGUGGAUCACACAACACUACAAAGACCACCAACUUACAACCUGUCACGUGAUGUGAUGACGGUUUGUAUUUUAUGAAAGCCAGCCUGAGUCGCUGCACAGCGCUCAUUCCAUUCAUUGCUCUAUACUCACAUGCACAUAUUUAUAACAACUUGGGUUUUGUAGUGUAGUUGUGUGUGAAUGGCUCUGAUCUGGGAACACGAUUCAUACGAUCAACUGUCCAACUUGUCUGAUCGUGUGACUUCUCGUUAUUUCACUUUUGGUCUUGCAUGUUUGAUGUUCCAUCAUCUGGAUGUUUCAUCACAGGACCUCAGCAGUAUGACGUCAUAGUGACAGUCAGUGCUGGACCAGCAGGGUCCCAGUGUUUCUGCCUCAGGCGUCUCUCAGUUCAACCAGUCAACUUGUCUCUGAGGUUUUUGAAGUAACAUGGUGGAGCGGUGAUUUGUAAUGACCUCAGGUCUGUGUAGCACUGUACUUCUCAUGUGUGUCUCUGACUGAAUGUUGUCGGAAUAUUUUUAAAUCACCUGUAACAGUACGUCUGUAAUGUGUUCGGCCUUUGUCUGGGUAUUUACGGUAACAAUUCAUACUUUGAUUCAGUUUCUAUGAACUUGACAUGCUAAUGAAUGAAGUGAAUAAGAA
This is a messenger RNA of Scophthalmus maximus (turbot), 3118 nucleotides long. RefSeq names its product YdjC chitooligosaccharide deacetylase homolog (gene ydjc). The transcript has 6 exons. Bases 337 to 1260 code for a protein of 307 amino acids. Gene Ontology annotation, molecular function: deacetylase activity. Lineage: Eukaryota; Metazoa; Chordata; Actinopteri; Pleuronectiformes; Scophthalmidae. Gene Ontology annotation, biological process: carbohydrate metabolic process. The record is from RefSeq and is a predicted model, not a curated record.